AUGGCCCGCACGAAGCAGACGGCGCGCAAGUCGACGGGCGGCAAGGCGCCCCGCAAGCAGCUGGCGACCAAGGCGGCGCGCAAGUCGGCGCCGGCCACCGGCGGCGUGAAGAAGCCCCACCGCUUCCGGCCCGGCACCGUCGCGCUCCGGGAGAUCCGCAAGUACCAGAAGAGCACGGAGCUGCUCAUCCGCAAGCUCCCCUUCCAGCGCCUCGUCCGCGAGAUCGCGCAGGACUUCAAGACCGACCUCCGCUUCCAGUCCUCCGCCGUCGCCGCGCUGCAGGAGGCCGCCGAGGCCUACCUCGUGGGGCUCUUCGAGGACACCAACCUCUGCGCCAUCCACGCCAAGCGCGUCACCAUCAUGCCCAAGGACAUCCAGCUCGCGCGCCGCAUCAGGGGCGAGAGGGCCUGA
Messenger RNA from Miscanthus lutarioriparius, 411 nucleotides. The record is from the annotation of a GenBank genome assembly. Lineage: Eukaryota; Viridiplantae; Streptophyta; Magnoliopsida; Poales; Poaceae.